This is a messenger RNA of Haliotis rufescens (red abalone), 4480 nucleotides long. Its product is annotated as E3 ubiquitin-protein ligase HACE1-like. Lineage: Eukaryota; Metazoa; Mollusca; Gastropoda; Lepetellida; Haliotidae. The record is from RefSeq and is a predicted model, not a curated record. Gene Ontology annotation, cellular component: nucleus. Gene Ontology annotation, biological process: positive regulation of protein catabolic process; protein polyubiquitination; proteasome-mediated ubiquitin-dependent protein catabolic process. Bases 61 to 2787 code for a protein of 908 amino acids. The transcript is spliced from 26 exons. Gene Ontology annotation, molecular function: protein binding; ubiquitin-protein transferase activity.
GCCACACAACAUGGCGUGAAGUACAAAACAUAAUUUGCGAAAUAGAUAUAGAGGAAGACAAUGGAGUUUCUUCAGCAUUUGGCAGCUUCCUUAAAACGUGGAAGGACAGCGGAACUGCCUGCAGAUGACAAAGCUGCCUUUUACACCAUAAUGCCAAUGGUGAUUGCUAAUCAGCACAGAUCAGUGACUGACUUGCUCUCUGGCUCCAAGUUUGAUGUCAAUUAUGCAUGUGGUCGAGCGAGGCGGACAUUGCUCCAUGUUGCUGCAAAUUGUGGAUCAUAUGAGUGCCUGUGCCUGCUGCUGAAGAAGGGCUCAAAGGUGAAUCUUCAGGAUGUGUCCGGCUGUACACCUCUGCAUCUUGCAGCUAGAAACGGACAAAAGAAAUGUCUGAACAAGUUGCUGGAGUAUAAAUCUGAUGUCAAUAUUCGCAACAACGAAGGGCUGACUGCAAUCCACUGGCUGGCGGUGAACGGCCGGACAGAGCUGCUGCAGGAUCUACUUCAGCAUGUACAGGAGGUGGACAUAGAGGACUCUCAGGGACAAACUGCACUACAUGUAGCCUGUCAGAAUGGUCACAAGUCUACUCUGCAGUGCCUGCUGGACCAUGGGUCUGACAUCAAUAAGGUCAACCACAACAAAUGGACACCUCUCCACUUUGCUUGCAGUCAUGGUCAGCAUGAAGCAGCCUCCAUCUUGAUGAAGAGAAAUGCUAAGUUUGUGGAGGAAGAAAGGGGGAAGACUCCCCUUGACCUCAGUGUGGAGGGAGGCUACGGUGAAACGUGUGAGGUGCUGCUACAGAACCAACCCAAGCUGUUUGACAAGCUCCUCCAGAGUGUCCAGAGACCCUUCAUCAUGGGAGACAUGAUGGAGAAGGUUCUGGUCUACCUGACACGUGCUGACACAACACUGCAGGACCGAGUGCUGUUUGGACUGGCGGAGCAGAUGUCAGUCAUUGGUCAUCACCUUCUGAGCAGCAUGAACACCGAUGCGGACGCCGACAUCACCAGCCUGCUGAAGUGUGCACACGCCCUGUCCCACCUCCUGACACGGCAGCGGACCGCCUCCAUGGGCAGUCUCAAGGACAUGCCUGUGACCAAGCCGGACCGAUCACAAAGCAUUCCAGAGGACCCAUUGGAGCCUUUAGCGGGAUUGUGGCAGCUGCUUGAAGACUGGCUGAUCCUCCUCAAGGUCGAGAUGACCGAUACCAAAACGUGUACCAAGACACAACCUACUGUCUCACCAGCUUCUACAAACACUCAGGAUGUACCCAAAGGCAAGGAACAGGAAGAGAGAACUUCAAGCAAAGACAUGAAGAAACCAGACAGCAAAACUGUGAUAGCAGAAUCGGGAAGUGUACCGACCAGGUUGCCACCAUUCCCUUCACAGGAGGAGGACCUGGUGACCGGAGUGUUCCCUCGCGUGUGUGCACUCAUCAACGCGUGCUACAUCUGUAAUGUUGCACAUGCUCAACUGACACUCAGCACACCUCAGCCUAACUUCACUGAGUUCCUCUUGAAGCAUCUUGAUGUCUUGAGGAUGCUGGUUGCAAAGGAGCCUGGUGUGAUCUUCCAGCACUUCAACUUCCUGCUGCACUGUCAUGAACUGAUGGCCUACUUCCUGCCCACCAUCAGAGCACAGCCUUUUGAAGUUCGACGUGAAUGGUUUUACACCAACUUGAAGACGAACGUGAAGACGUCAGAUGUAGAUCCGGACAUCCCUGUCCUGACAGUCAAGAGAGAUCGACUCUUCCAUAGCAGUUGUGAGGAGAUCAUCGCCCUGAACCCGUCCCGCCUCAAGAUCAACCUCUCUGUACGCUUCAAUGGUGAAGAGGGCAUGGGACAUGGUGUGGUUCGAGAAUGGUUUGAUGUACUUUCCCGGGAGAUACUGAAUGCUGACUAUGCUCUCUUCACACAAUCAGCUGACGGCUGUACGUUCCAGCCCAACAGCAACUCCUCCAUCAACCCCGACCACCUCAGCUACUUCCGCUUUGCCGGACAGGCCAUCGGUCUCGCUCUCUUCCACAGGCAGCUGCUCAGUGUCUACUUCACCAGGUCCUUCUACAAACACAUACUGGGUAUACCAGUCAAUUACACUGAUGUUGCCUCAAUAGAUCCAGAGUAUGCCAAAAACUUACAGUGGAUCCUGGAUCAUGACAUCAGUCAGCUUGGCCUUGACCUUACAUUCUCCGUGGAAACGGAUGUGUUCGGGGUGCUCCAAGAAGUAGACCUGAAACCAGGGGGCAGCAGAAUACUUGUCACAGACGCCAACAAGGCUGAGUAUGUCCAGCUAGUGACCGAGCUACGCAUGACACGAGCCAUCAUGCCCCAGAUCAACAGCUUCCUGUCUGGUUUCCAUGACUACAUUCCUCAUAGUCUUGUACAACUCUUUGAUGAGUAUGAACUGGAGCUGAUGGUGUCAGGUCUUCCUGACAUUGACCUGGCAGACUGGGAGGCUAACACCGGCUACACUGGCUAUACUGUAGACACUCCAGUCAUACAGUGGUUCUGGGAGGUGGUAGGCGACUUCACACAGCAGGAAAGGGUCCUCAUGCUGCAGUUUGUGACUGGCAGUUCCCGAGUGCCAUAUGGUGGGUUCGCUAACCUCAGCAGCAGUGGAAGUCACCAGCAGUUCACCAUCAGCCACGUCCCUUACACUGCUGGUAAACUCCCCACAGCAUCAACAUGUAUCAACCUCCUGAAACUUGCUGAAUAUCCUACAAAAGAAGAACUGAAACGCUGCUUGAUGAUAGCUCUUCAGUGUGGAAGUCAAGGAUAUGGACUUGUCUGAUGAUAGCUCUUCAGUGUGGAAGUCAAGGAUAUGGACUUGUCUGAUGAUAGCUCUUCAGUGUGGAAGUCAAGGAUAUGGACUUGUCUGAUGAUAGCUCUUCACUGUGGAAGUCGACAUUCUCGUUAAAAUCUGGUCUUGGUCCUUACUUACUUACUUAUAUUAGGGAUUUAAUGUGCGCUUUCCGACUGAAAGCGUAUGUCGCACACAGGGUCUUGGUCCUCGCUACUGCAACACAUAUAUCUGAUUACAUCCCAUUACAGAUUACAUCAGAACGACCUUUCAUCCAACCAAUCAUGGCGGCACUUACGAGAUUGCGAAAGUUAAAAUCCAAUUCUGUUUUCUAAUCAUGCAGCCUCCGAAAGGUUAACAAGAGACAUUCCAAAUGACAGUUACACAUCUCAUUCCAUUAAAGUCAUCAUCUGUCUCUCACUUCAAUGGCAUAAACAUUUGAAACGGAAGAUACUUUCAUUAGUCCAUUGGAAUUACAGCCAUACAAUGUUGGCCAUCAGACAUUCCAGAAUUUUGUUUUGUUCAGUUUCCAAAUUUGAAUCAACAACUUGUCAAAGUAUUGUUCACAGCAUAGUAUGGAAUGGAAGUCACCAGUUUGGAAAUAGUGACUUCCAUUCCAGCCAGCAGUUUGAUUGGCUAGUCAUUUAAUUUGUCGAUAAAAGGUUGUUCCGACGUGAACUGCAUUGGAUGUCCUCAGACCUUUGUGUAGUGGUAGCCCAUAUGAAGAUUUGAUUUUAAUGAGAUUGGGACGUCAAGGAUAUGGCCUUGUUUGAUGACAACUUUUCAGUGUGGAAGUCAAGGAUAUGGCCUUGUUUGAUGACAACUCUUCAGUGUGGAAGUCAAGGAUAUGGCCUUGUUUGAUGACAACUCUUCAGUGUGGAAGUCAAGGAUAUGGCCUUGUUUGAUGACAACUCUUCAGUGUGGAAGUCAAGGAUAGGGCCUUGUUUGAUGAACACUCUUCAGUGUGGUAGUCAAGGAUAGGGCCUUGUUUGAUGACAACUCUUCAGUGUGGAAGUCAAGGAUAUGGCCUUGUUUGAUGACAACUCUUCAGUGUGGAAGUCAAGGAUAUGGCCUUGUUUUAUGACAACUCUUCAGUGUGGAAGUCAAGGAUAUGGCCUUGUUUGAUGACAACACUUCAGUGUGGUAGUCAAGGAUAGGGCCUUGUUUGAUGACAACUCUUCAGUGUGGAAGUCAAGGAUAUGGCCUUGUUUGAUGACAGCUUUUCAGUGUGGUAAUCAAGAAUAUGGACUGAUGAUCUCAUAAUGCAAUCAACAUGCCAUAAUUUCUCCUUCAGAGGCCAGGUAUUCAUCUGAAGUUGACCAUGGGAAUUGAGGAACUGUAUGUGGCUUCAGUGCAAAAUCUACUGACUGGCCAUAAGAUAGAUUCCAUGACAUUACAAAUUUAUUUUGGUACACCUUUAUAAUCAACUCGAAAAAUAAUCAAGAGCUAGGCCUAAGCCAAGGAUAUGUAAAGAGCAAGUGCAGAAAUAGAACAGCCUUGACCUCUAUUGGAGUAUUUUGGUAGAUCAAUACAUAUCGCUUUUGCCUUUCCAGACCACUAUACACUGUGCUAGGGCUGGGACAGGUAACUCAGGUUCUUGGGUGGGACCCGGGUACCCAGAGGACCCGUGGUUAGUCAUGUGAUAUGUUGUUUAAUGACAAUAAACACUCAAAAUCAAGUGUUA